AUGACUCGCUUUGGUUUCCUCUCCCUGGCUCUCAUCUCCCUCCAGGCCUUCGCUGGCACCGGCUUUGCCGCCGAUGCUGAGAAGGCCUCGGAAGCGGAGGCCCCCAAUCUGGCUGUCACGGCGAAGGCGUCUUUCCUGGAGUCCGAGAUCUUCGGCGUGAAACUUGUCAACGGCCGUCCGACCCCAGCUCUGAUUGAAAUCAGCAAUGACGAGCCCAACCCAGUCACUGUGAACUUCAUUGGAGGUAGCCUGUGGACUCCUGAGGAGGAGGAGAGCAAGGUGGUUCGCAACCUGACGGCCUCGCGCUACGCCGUCGAAAUUGCCGCGGGCCAGAAGGAGUCCUUGGAAUACAGCUUCGAGACCGAGAUGCACCCGCAGGAUCUCCGUCUCAGCAUCGCCGCCAUUCUUUCGGACAAGGAGAACCGUUUCUUCACCGUUCAGGCCUUCAAUGGCACUGUGAGCGUCGUGGAGCCGGACACCAGCAUCUUCGACCCGCAGAUUAUCUUCCUGUACUUCAUCCUCUUGGCCUCCUUCGUUGGCGUGGUCUACUUCUUCUACUCGGUCUGGGUCGCGCCGUAUUUCCCUCAGAAGCGCAAGACUGGCAAGACCGGCGAGAAAAAGACCCCUAGCGCUAAGCGCGAGUCCCAGCCCGAGGACGAGACUACUAGCAGCCCCGCUGUCACCUCCGCUACCACCUACAACGCCGAUUGGAUUCCUUCCCACCACAUCAACCGCCCGGAGGCCCGGAAGGUCAAGGGCGCUGGCCGAACCAAGGCCCGUGCGUAA
Penicillium alfredii is the source of this 786-nucleotide messenger RNA. Its product is annotated as putative translocon-associated protein, alpha subunit. Gene Ontology annotation, cellular component: endoplasmic reticulum; endoplasmic reticulum membrane. The transcript has 3 exons. Bases 1 to 786 code for a protein of 261 amino acids. The record is from RefSeq and is a predicted model, not a curated record. Lineage: Eukaryota; Fungi; Ascomycota; Eurotiomycetes; Eurotiales; Aspergillaceae.